Molecule: messenger RNA, 8195 nt
Organism: Drosophila mojavensis
Lineage: Eukaryota; Metazoa; Arthropoda; Insecta; Diptera; Drosophilidae
Exons: 10
Coding region: 3018-5249 (743 amino acids)
Molecular function (GO): carbohydrate binding
Source: RefSeq, a predicted model, not a curated record
UGUCAGUUCUUCGCCGACAGCCAAACUCAACAGACGUGUUACGCGCGUGAAUUGUGCAACUGCUACUGGGCCAGAGCUGCCUUAUUCCGUGCUUGUCUUCAGCUACGUCUCGUCGUUACGUCGCCCGCAGUAAUAGGGGCAGGCGGUUGGCGGUAGGCGGUGGGCGUGGCGUGCGCAUCCUCGUGGCAAAAGCCAAAAUUUGCACGUGCUUUUAACGUGGCCAAAUGUGAGCUAUUCCUUUGAGUGCGCGUGUUUUCGCAUUUUUGCGGCCAGCUGAAAAAAAUUUGAAUGAGCAUUAAAAUAGAAAAAAAAAAAAAUAUAAUAAAAUAAAUAUUUAAAAAAAAGACUGCUUAAAACUCAACGAGGCGGAGCAGCUAAAAUGCACACAGGGAGUUUCAGCCAGCCAGCAACCACCAACCAGCACCAACAACCAGGAGCAGGCGCCACCCACACUUAGCUCAAAUAUGCGAGAUUAACCAAAAAUUGCCAGCUUCCGCACUUGGCCAUGAUUAGCAAGCGUUAAGCCGGUGCGCCUAGGUCCCAGUCUGGUUAGCGAUUCGACUCCCACGUGACAUGUCCCAGUCUCUCUCCCUCUCACUCUCACUGUGUGUGUGUGUGUUAGUUUUGCGUCGUUUACGUCGCUUUAUUUCAAUUUUGUCGCCCGUUUUGGCUGAAAUAAAGCCAUUUCAACGACCACACGGACGCGCCACUGGGCCACGGACCACAAUCCCGCCACGGCCUCAUUUCCUAUUGUGCUAAAUGACAGUGGAAAAAUUGUGACACAGAUACAUGUACAUGUGUAAUGCGACUGUGCCCGUGUGCAGUUUAGACAGACGCCCACGCACACGCACACGCACACACACACACACCCACACACACACACACACACGUGCAUACACUCUCUGGCACGCGCAGCAACUUUGAAGUAGAGCAGAAAAACUUUGGCUUUGGCUCGCAUCAUUAAUCAAACGUCGAGUGCGCAGCUAGCUCCAACUGCUGCCCCAUGUGCCCCAGCGACUGCUACAUUCGUCUUGGCUACUGUCUAAAUAUGAUAAUUGAAUCACUGAAUACUUAACGAAUGCCAAAAACAGUUGCUGCCCAUCGACUCAUCCAUUGCCAGUCAAGGAUUCUGAUUUGGACCCGGGCAAUAAAGCUGCCAACACUUUGUCAGUUGCCAUAGCUGCAGACGAGUCCGAACCAUAAUUGCUACGGCCUGCCGGCAAAGCUGUCAUGCCGUCAACUAAAUGUCCUUCACUAAUGAGUGUAUAUGACAUGUGUGUGUGUCUGUGUGCGUGUUGUUAUUAGAAACCCUUUUAGGAUUGUUCAAAAUUGAUGAAGUUUACAAUUUGUUGUGUCCUUGUGAUACAGUUGCUAAAUGAAAAGCAAGCGACACUUGACAGAAUUUGUUUAUCAACUUCUCUAUGAGUGAGCGUGUCUGUGUGUGAGUGUUAGUCUGUGUGAGUGUGUAUGACUAUUUUAAUUGCAAGUACUUGGCAGAAGGCGUUAGGGGGUGAAGCAGCUGCGAGCACUUGCCAACCACUUGACACACAUGACAGACAUUUAUUAAGCACUGCAUUAGGAGCAUCCAAAUGAAAUUAAGCCAAAUUCAAAUUUGGAUUCAACUUUAAAUACUGCGAUCAAGUCAACGAAUUGUGAUGGCUCUGGGCAAAUGUUAUCUCUGCUGUUCGCAUCUAUGUAUGUGAAACUAUUUUAAUUAAAGCUCCGCUGCAGCACAAUUGCCAGCAAUCGAAGGAGGCGGACGUGCGGCUUGAUGGAUGCACCACAAAUGAUAUGCCAGAUGGACGUACGCAGGCCACGUGGAGAGCAAUCGGAUUACUCUGGCCAAGGGGCCUUUUGUAAUUGCAGAGCGCGCGGAUAACUGUUUUUAAGCGCUCCGUUAAUGUCACAGCGAUUGGCAUAUGGUUGCCGGCUGCUUGUCUCUGUCACUGGCUGCUCGCGGGGGGUGGGGGUGGUGCUUGUGCAAGCAAUCAAUGUGGCUUUUGUUUCACGGAAGUGGCCCCCUGGCAAAUUGUGAGCCCCAAAGAAACCAAAUGAAAAUUUAAUGUGCAAAAAGUGCAGUUGACGCCGCCAGCAGCCGCGUGACAAUUGACGAUUCGAUUUUUUUCAUUGUUGACACAGAUUUGCAUAUGUAUAAACGAGACACACACAACCACAUACACACACGCAGACAUUAACAGUGACGCUGUCACAUUUUGAUGUGCAGCAUUGUAUUGCGUGGGCGUGGUCAUAUCGUGUUGUCAUUGGAGAAAGUGGCAACAACAACGUAUUCCCCUGCAGGAUCGUUGCCGCUGGCAGUGGUUUUUCGGGUGGUUGAGUGGUUCAGCUCAUUCAAUUUGAUUACACACAUGGCAAUCGAACGCGCUGGCUGGGCUCUGUGUGUAUUUUAUUGAUCUACAUUCGCGGGCUGCGAGCGCUUCACGUUCUGAAUUGAUAAUAAAUGCGAAAUCGUUUUUUGUGGCCCAACAGCAGCAGCAGCAGCAGCAUCAGCAGUAGCUGAAAAAUUGUGAAAUUCGCGCACUUCCUGCAACGCAAGCAACAAAUGUGAAAACAAAGUGCCAACAAAUCAGACGAAAGGACGCAUCCAAACGAAACCCCUCUGCAGUGAAGAAGAAGCAGAGCAGCAAACAGGAUAAAGCCGACGGCAAGGCAAAUCGAAUUCAAAUGUCCCCCAGUGCAAAACGGUGAAAGAAAUAAAAAUACAAAAAAAAAAAAAGAAGAGAAGAGAAGAAAAACGAAAAACAACAAACAGAAAAUCAAUAAAACAAAUUUUGUGCAACUGCCGAUUGGCACAACCGCUGGGAAAAGUCCAUGCAAAGUUCGAUACGUGCAGCGCUCCACUAUCAGCAGUGCGACAGUUCGUGUGUGUGCAGCCUGGCCAAGGGGCAGGAGCGUGUGUGAUGCCGGAAGUGGGAGCCGGUUAACUCCCGUCGCAUAGCAGCCAAAGCCAAGCCCAGCCAGCCGGCGGCACCUGGAGCCCAGGCUCAGCUCGCAGGAUAAUGGAUUAUAUGCAGGCCAAGUGUUUAAUGCUAUCCUUUCUGUGCGCCCUGAGUGCGGCCAGCGCCGAAGGCGAAAUCAUAUUUCGCAUCGAUCCCCUGGCUCUUUUAUCGGCCACACUGCGCACAUAUCAGAAGGCGGCCUGUGAUACGGAUCAGGUGGUAAUUGCGUGCCCGCGCGGCACCAGCAUUUCAAUUGAAUUUGCACAGUACAACAAGUUUGUGGCGAAAGAUGGCUACAGCAUUGAGGAGCUGUGCCCCGUCACUGGCACCGUGAAGCCCGAAAUACGUGGCAAGGCCAAGCACUUGCUGCGUGGCUCCAUCUUCGGAUCCACCACACAAAAGGUGCCCGCGAAUCGCUACGUAAGCAACGGCUACGCCAUUGCUAUGGAAGCUCCAAGUAGCACUAGCGGACCGAAUGGACCGAUUACCGAGUCAUCGGCAGACGAUGCUCAAAAGAGCGAGAGCUCUUCCGAGAACUGCAUGUGGCCAAAUGCUCUUCAGUAUUCACUGCUGCAGACGGUUGUGGAAGCCUGCCAGAAGAAGAAGCACUGCAAGUUCCACGGCUCCCCGCAGUUCUACGGACUGGGCGCCAGCGGAGUGGGCGACUCGUCCGGCACCAGCAGCUAUCACAGCAGCACGGCCAGCUCCAAUGCAAUCAGCAGCGACCCCUGCCCCAAGCGCCGGAAAAUCGUCGAGAUCGCCUACAAAUGUCGUCCAUAUGAAUUCCGCAGCAAGGUAGCCUGCCACAACGAUGUCGCACAAUUGGAAUGCAACCCGUACUCGCGCAUCGCCGUCUAUAGCGCCAGCUUCGGACGCACUGAGUAUGAGAGCAUUCAGUGUCCACAGCCGCAAGGGGUCCGUGAGGAGACAUGCCUCGCCUCAUUCGCCACGGAGACUGUGAUGCAAAUUUGCCAUGGCCGAAGGCGGUGCAAUCUGGCCGCGGAUGCGAAUACCUUUGGGACUCCGUGCCAGCCAAACUCGCGAAUGUAUCUGAAGGUUGUUUACACAUGCGUGCCGAAGCAAGUGUUAAAGGAGAGCAACGAGUCUGAGGUGGAGGCUGACGAAACGGAGGACUUCGAGGGCGACAUCAACGACCUGUACGACGAUGAGCUCAUCUACAAGGAGUCGGAGGCCAUACCCAAACUAUACAGCAAUACCACCAAAACAUCACGAGGCAACGCAACUGGCGGCGCCGGACGCGCUGCCAACUCCAAUCCAGAGGGCAUUCACACCGCAACCAACGGCUCGCUGGACGCUGAUGCGGAUGGAAGUGGCGUCAAUCCGGUGAUGACACACAGUGCCGACUUAAGUCUAGAGGAUGACCAGCAGCGACUCUAUUUGUAUCUGUUAAUUGUCGGGCUGGUCGGUGUGCUCUGCUCCAUUGUGAUUGUGGUAGCGCGCCUGUUGCUGCAAAGGCGACGCAUGGCCAGUGACACCCAUUCGAACUCCUCCACCAAGGGGGGCACGAGCGGAGGCCUGGGCGAUGAAACGACCAUUCCAAGCGGCUUUAACGACACUAUUUCCGAGAUAGACGCCGACAUUGACCUUACCACUUCGAUACCAUUGCCCAGCGUGUCAAAGAACGAGAACUACAUCACUUACGCGCCGGCCAGCAGCUUGUAUGCCAGUCUAGCGCCCAGCCAGCUGUCCUCCGUUGGCGGACCCUGCGCGGCCCCCGCUUUGAUACCCAAUCCCCUGUUAAUAGGCGCGCGCCAGUCACCCGAUCUCAUAGGCAUUGCGCCCAGCACAUAUGUGGCUACCAGCAGUGCGGGCAGCGCAUCUUCAGCACAGGGCCCCAUGACAGGCAUCCUGGCACCGGCCAUUGUAAUUGGCGCGAAUGGCCCUGGCGGCGCUUUGCCUGGCAGCAGUGGCAUUAACACUAUGGUGCCCCUAACGUCACUGGCCCAGUAUACAACGGCGCCCACCAUUCGCGGAGGGUACCUCAUAAAUACGGAGGGCAUGGGUGUUGUUCAGCGACCGGCCAACACGCCGACGCCACCGUCCUCCUUGGCUAGCGGCUCCCCGGCUCAUCCACAGACACAACAGACGCCGACCACCUCGCCUCUGGCGAUGGCAACAUUAAGUCAUCUGCCAGCCGCUGGCACGUCAACGUUGCGUCGCACAAAGCCCGCCGCAGCGGCUAUGUUACAUCCGCAGCUAUCAUAUGACGGCACAGCUCCACGUACACUUUCAACUGGCUUACCGGUGAGCUCACAAUUCUAUUACGGAUGACCAACCACUGCGGACUGCGAGCCUCACGUAUAUACCACGGCCAUCAACGUGACCUCCCUGAACGUCCAGAGCUCUACUAGGCAGAGUGGGCCAGGUGCUCAAGCAGAGUCCCUGGCGGCCCCCGAUCCAGACACAGCUCAUGUGCCGGCAUCCGGACCCUAGCCACAAGCCGACAAUGGGGCAACAGUACCCUUGGCCGCUGCUAGCAUAAACGACAAUACAAAUCUACAGGGGAACGACCUAAGCCCAGAGCCCUCCUCCCAGAGUCGGAAACAACAACAACAACAACAACAACAGGUGUGUACGGAGUAGAUGGCUUUUGGAGUCGCCACAACAAAAGUUGGCAUCUGUUUUUAAAAUAUAUAUGUAUACAUAAAUGUACUUAAAUGGACGAGCUUCCUGUAACUGUAACUGUAAAUUACUAAUGAGUGGAGCGGACGAUUACGCAUACUUGCACAGUCCUAGGUCAGUACACAGUAGGCGCCAUCAAAUAGAAAAUUUAGGCUACCGCAAUUUGUAGGUUAAGUAUUUGUCUGCACAGAGCUCUCCAGUGUGUGAGUGUGUGAGUGGUUGAGUGCUUGAGUGAAUGAUAUAUGAUAUAACUACGUACGUGAUUCGAUAUUCACGUGUAAAUACUUUGUGUACAACUUGAUUUCACUUCCUUAAUUGCUUUUUUCACAACACUUUAAUUACCCAAUCGUUGCCAUGGCCACCAAAAUUAAUUACAUGUUAGUUAGUUGAAGCUCAUAUGAGCAGUCAAGAAACAUACGCAUUGGUAAUGGUAUUGGUAUUGGCAUUGGCAUUGGCAUCGGCAGCGGCAUUCGCAUUGCCAUCGCCAUUGCCAACAUCAUUAAAUUAUGCGGUUCAACCAUACAAAUGAAAACAAAUUGCCUGAAGCUCAUUUAAUGUUAUCAAUAAUGUAAACGCACGCAUAAAUAAAAGCACACAAAUGCCAUGAAUACACAGCGCCAACAAGCCCAAGCACAGCAAAUAUUACAGCACACAUACAUCAAGGAUGCGAAAGGAACAGCAAAGCUCCCAAAGUCCUCCUGCAAAGGCUCAACUAAUGGGUUGUUUGUGCGCAGCGCUGGGAGAGGAAGCGAGCUCCAAAUAUGUUCAUACUUCUAUUUAUGUGUAUCUGCGUGCAUGUGUGUGCAUGCGUGUGUGUACUCACACACACCCUCAUAAAUUUCACGAUAUUCCCAUUUCCGUACCAAAAGGAAUCUUCAUAAUUGUCCGCACCUAUGAGAAUGCGACAACGGGAUGUGUGUUGAACAAGCCAAAAACAGGGCGAGAGAGAAAGGAGAGAUAUAUAUAUUUUGUACUGUGUGUGUGUUUGUGCUUGCGUAUGAGUGUGUGUGCAUGGGUGUAUGUGCUUUGUUUAGAACGAUGAGCCUCAUAAACGCUUUAUUGGGCGGCUUAUCACAGCGAAUAGGUUUGUAGCAGGAGGCGGCAUCAUAACUCAGUCACGCCGUACAACUUGGCGUAUGAGCGAUUUCGGUUUUGUUGUCUGCAUAAUUCAGUGCUGUAUAUUUCGGAUUAAUGCGCUACAAAUGGAUGAGCGUAAUUAAUAUCCGGCUAGGAAUAGCUACACCUAUGGGGCAUGGGAAACUUCUGGCCAGCGGGCUAAUGAAUUACUCCUGCGUGCCAAGGUCCUUACCUUGGAGGAGGAUGGUCUGACAGCAGUGCCUAACUAGCAAAAUGUAUAUAUAUAUUUAGUUGUGUGCGAGUGUGUCUGAAAGUGAAGGGAAAUGGAAAUGCUACUGCAGACAAUAUUUUAAGAAAUACAUAGUCGUUGACUUCUGUAUUUUCCAUUUGCAGAUCUAUAUAUAUAUAUGUGUGUAACACUUACUACGUGUGCCAUAUGGAUAUGUUUAUGUAAAAUUGUUUUGAGUUUUUGUCGUUUCUAGUCGUUUCUCAUCUCUUUGUUAAAGUUGACGUUAUUGUUUUAAAUGUCAAGUGCCUUCCUAAUUAGUAGCUAAGUGAGUACGUCUAUAUAAAUUGGAGAGCAUCCAAUCAACGUGUAUAUAAGCAGUACUAAAUACCACUACUACUACUAAUAUAUAUACAUAUAAGUAUAUUUACAUAUAUGUGUAUACAUCUAUAGUCCAAAUACGAAACGGUUCACGUUCUAAAAUAGUCACUCGUCCCCCAAUUAGCCAAAGUGUAUAUAAGAUAUAUAAGGACAGCAUUCCGGAAAAUUGAACAAAAUUAAGCAAACAAAAACAAAUAGAACGAACGACUGGCCACAACCAAAGUACAGUUGCAUCCAAACGGAUCAAACCUUUAAGCGAAAACAAAAGCAAAACAACAAAAUUCACUUUGCUAACUGGAAUACUGUUAGCAUUGGGUUUUUGGUUGGUAUUGUUCUUUUUGGCCUCUGUGGUGUGUGGGCCUGUGGUUCGGAAUAGAAUAAGAUAGUAUUGGAGUAACUCAAUUACCAAAUAACAAUUAACACAUGUUCACAAUAGAGAGGUUAUUAAUUAAAUGUACAUAAAAUAUUCGUGUUACGGCAAAAUUUAUAAAACGGGCUCGGCUAAAUGCAUUAUGAUUAGCAUGAAUAGAAAGUCAACGCGAGUGCGUAAAAUUUCGGGACACUUGGUAAUAUAUAAUAAAUGUAAAAGAACAAAACAAAAACAAAAAUCUUCGUAGUAAUAAAUCAUUAUAUAAACACAUGCAUACAUACAGGCCUAAUAAUAAUUAAUGACCCAAUGUGUGUGAUUGGCAUCGUACGCCUAGGUACGGCAUCCCAAAUACACAAUGCUAUAUAAGUAAUAUGGAAAUUGUUAGUGGAAACCAGAGCAUAGAAUAAAGUUUCUACUACUAUUAAAACUGUGAAUAUAAUUUGGCUAUAACUUGAUUUUUUUCCAAUUAUGUAUUGUACCUUUUGUAUGUUUCAUUUUAAAUAAAUUAAUAGUUCAUAAAUAAAAUACUAACUGAAAAUCA